GGUGUGGCCGCCACAUUUAACUCAGUUGUGCCCGGUUCUCCCGUCUGCUACUGGUUGUGGUUGGUCUGGUAGAAAUAAGUUGGCAAAAGAACCGUGUCAGUCCGUCGUAGACGGGUCGUUCUUCGCGUUCAUGACGACGUCUUAGGUCGGGCUUCUUUCCGAAAAGACAGUAGCAGGAAGCUGCGCUCGUACGCAAGAUGCCACAAAACCAAGAACAACAACAGGCGCAACGACCUGGCGAUACCUCCACCUGCUCCACGUGCAGCACGCUUUGCAGAACCAGCUGGUGCACAACUGCCACUACUUGAAAACAGCCACGCGGCGGCAUCGCAGUAAGUAGCCCUGUUGCAGUCAUAUCACCAUGACCGUGAUUGACCAGCUGACCCCGGGCACCCUCGUCUGGGUUCCGGACGCCGAGGAGGUCUGGGUUGCCGGCGAGGUGUGCGAAAACACCUCCUCUACGGGAGGUGCGGCUGGAGGCGGUAGUAAUGUCUCCGGCGGCGCCGCGAGUGAGCAGCAGCUCACGCUGUCCGUUCGCAUCGGGGAGAAGAGCGACGAGCCGCGGGUCUUGAAGCGAAACGAGAUCGUCCACCUGCGCAACAUUGACCCGAAGGAGCCCCAGCGGGACAUUGACUCGUCCGACAUUGAGGACCUGGUGCACUUGUCGCACCUGCACGAGCCCGCGCUGCUGCACGUGCUGCAGGAACGGUUUGCCAAUGACCAGAUCUACACCUUCACGGGUGCGAUUCUGCUCGCGGUGAACCCCUUCAAGCAGAUCCCGAACCUGUACUCACCCGAGCUGAUGCACUCCUACCUGACCUACGAGCCCUACGUGGUCGAGGUGGAGCCAUCGCACCUGGGCUCGCACGGGUCCUCCGACGUGCCCCGGG
Messenger RNA from Amoebophrya sp. A120, 890 nucleotides. NCBI's taxonomy places the organism in Eukaryota, Dinophyceae, Syndiniales, Amoebophryaceae. The record is from the annotation of a GenBank genome assembly.